Molecule: messenger RNA, 2398 nt
Organism: Paramecium sonneborni
Lineage: Eukaryota; Ciliophora; Oligohymenophorea; Peniculida; Parameciidae
Source: the annotation of a GenBank genome assembly
AUGUUAUAUAUUUUUGGAAGUUUACUCGUAUCUCAUUUAGUGACUUGUGUAGUGCUAACAUUUUAUCAACUUAAUGAUUCAAGAUUAAUCAAUACUAUACUACUUAGCUUUCAGUUCUUGAUGUUGGCUGUUCAUUUUAUAUUAAAAAUUAAAUAAAUUUAGAACGAAAAAAUUUAGAUAAGUGUGAAAGUGUGCAUAAAAAUUAGUUUACUAUUAAUAAUUUUUUAAAGGAAACAAUGUUUAGUCCAGAGUUUUCUGGCUGGUUCAUAUAUGCAAUAUUUAUUGAAAAAAUAAUCAAUUUAUUUAAAAUUGAUAAAUGCUUUAAUAUGUAUGUUUUACUUUGUAAUGUGGGGAGAGACUAAUGAAAAUACAAUAACAGGUACUUUGUUAUCACUUUUUAUGGUGUUAAAUAUUUGCAUGAAAUAUUACAUUUAAAAUAAAAAAGAAAAGGAUAGUCUUGGUUGUGUAUCCACGGUUAAACUUCCUUCUCCUGAAUUAAUAAAAAAUUAAACUUCACCAAAUUAUUCAAGAAAAGUUAGUGGACAUGAAUAUUAAUCUGAACCAUCAAAUGAACUUUAAAUAAAUGAUUUUGGAUGUAUGGAUUAAUACUAAAAAAUAUUCAAUAUGUUUCCAGAUGGUAUAAUAAUGGUAAAUAUGAAAAAGUAAGUUAUUUUUAUUAACAAACAUUUGAAAAAGAUGAUGGGAGGAAUGAAUAAGAAAGCAGCUUUUUAUAACCUAUUAUAGAUGAAAAAUGUAUAAUAAUAAAUAAAUGAAUUGGAAUAAAUAAAUUCAUUGUUUUAAGAACAAUAAAUAGUUUUAAAUGAAUAAGAAUUUGAUAAUAAAACAUAUUUUAAAAAAAGUACUUUUGAUGAAUCUAGAUAUGAUGAUCAAUCUGAACUAAAAUCAUCUUAUUCAUUUUAAUAAUUUGAAACUGUAAAGAAAUUACUUGAUCAUUUAAUAGAGAAUAGAAAUGAAAAACAUGGGGUUAUUAAAAUGCUUUGUUAAUUUCCUUAAAAUGAGAAAUCCCUUUUCUAAGUAAGUUUUAAAAAGUUUGAAAACAAAUAGUCUGAAUUUGUUUUAUUAAUUGUUAGAGAUAUGACUUCAAUGAAUCUUGUAACAUUUCUUUAAAGAGUGAUAGCAGAUAAAUCUAAAUUCUUAAGUACAGUAGUACAUGAAUUUAGAACUCCACUUUAAUCAAUAAAAUUGAUGGUUUAAUAAAUUUAACCUAUGUGUAGUGAAGAAAUGGUUUAAAAGUAUUUAUUGCCUAUGUUAAGUUAAUUAGAUUGUUUUACUAAUUUAAUUCAAGAUUUAUUGGAUGUUUCAGUAUUAAAUGUAGGAAAAUUUAAAUUAGAUAUACAAUAAUUAAAUCUUCAUCACUUAAUAACAGAGACAUACAAUAUAAUGGUUGUUUAAGCAUAUGCAAAGAAUAAUGAUUUAGUGUUAAAUUUAAAAGGAAUACCAGAAAAAAUAUGUUCAGAUCCUUAUAAAAUAAGAUAAAUUUUAAUAAAUUUAUUAGGCAAUUCUGUAAAAUUUACUUACAAUGGAAUAAUAACUAUUUCUGGUAAAACUGUAAACAAAUCAGUAGAAUUGACAGUUUCUGAUACAGGUUUAGGAAUAACUGCUGCAAAUUAAAAUAAAUUAUUUACUGAAUUUGGUAAGUUAGAUGAUCCAACUAAUUCUAAUCCAUAAGGAAUAGGAUUGGGAUUAAUGAUAAGCAAUGUUUUAGCUAGAAAGUUAUCAUAUGAUUAAAAAGGAUUAUCAGCAGUAUCAGAUGGAGAAGGCAAAGGAUCAAAGUUUUCGUUUUAGGUUUAUGAUCAUUCAUUUAAUGAAGAAAAAUAAAAGUAUUAGUAAGAAUCAGUUGUUCGUUAAUAAAGAGAAUAUUUUUAGGCUCCGUUAAAUUAAAUAAAAUAAUGUGAUAGCUUUAGAAUGAGUGGAUUAGAAUUAAGUUAAUAUUCUAGAUGUUAAUGUCCUGAAAUUCUAAUAGUCGAUGAUCAACCUUUCAUUUUAUAAAUGCUAAAGUAGUAACUUGAAUCAUAAGGUUAUCGAGUAAACUUAGCAUUUAGUGGGUUUGAAUGUAUUAAGAAAAUUGAGUAAUUUUAACAUGGACCUACUUGUGCUUGUAAAAAUUACAAAAUUGUGAUUCUUGAUAUAGAUUUACCAAAUUUAAAUGGAAUUGAAACUUGCAAAAGAAUUAUCAAUAUGGGUUAUAAUGGAUAUAUAUUGGGACAUAGUGGAUAUUCUGGAGGUUAAGAAGAAGAAGAAUGUUUGAAAGCUGGUAUGGUUGGAUACUUUGUUAAGCCUUUAGAAAUUGGAAAAUUAUAAUAAUGGUUAGAAUAAAAUAGAAUUCUGCUUUGAUUAUUUUUUUGUAUAUUAAUAUGCUCACUAAAAAUUAAAGGUC